AUGAAUAAUACUUGGUGGGGCGAGGGAACGGAAGAUCUCUCCCUAACGCCUUUCACCAUUAAGAGGAAAGCGAUGGAGGAGCUGAGCGCUGAUGAGAUCCGUCGGAGGCGCCUUGCACGACUUGCUGGUGGACAGACCUCCCAGCCUACCACCCCUCUCACUUCUCCCCAGCGAGAGAACCCCCCCGGGCCUCCUAUAGCAGCAUCAGCUCCAGGCCCCUCCCAGAGCCUUGGUCUCAACGUCCACAACAUGACCCCCGCUACCUCCCCCAUUGGUGCAUCAGGAGUAGCCCAUCGAAGCCAGAGCAGUGAGGGAGUCAGUUCUCUCAGCAGCUCGCCCUCCAAUAGCCUUGAAACGCAGUCCCAGUCUCUCUCACGUUCCCAGAGCAUGGAUAUCGAUGGAGUCUCUUGUGAGAAAAGCAUGUCCCAGGUGGAUGUGGAUUCAGGAAUCGAAAAUAUGGAGGUUGAUGAAAAUGACCGAAGAGAAAAAAGGAGCCUCAGUGAUAAGGAGCCUUCAUCAGGUUCUGAAGUGUCUGAAGAGCAGGCCUUACAGCUGGUCUGUAAGAUUUUCCGUGUCUCCUGGAAGGACCGGGACAGGGAUGUGAUCUUCCUUUCUUCUCUUUCUGCACAGUUUAAGCAGAACCCAAAAGAAGUGUUCUCUGAUUUUAAGGACUUGAUUGGCCAGAUUUUAAUGGAAGUGCUAAUGAUGUCUACUCAGACCAGAGAUGAAAACCCAUUUGCCAGCCUGACAGCCACCUCCCAGCCAAUUGCAGCGACAGCUCGGUCACCAGACAGAAACCUCAUGCUGACCACCGGCUCCAACCCAGGAACGAGCCCCUUGUUCUGCAACCUGGGUUCCUUCGGGGCCAGCUCUUUGUCUAGCCUCUAUGAGACUAGCCCAGCUCCCAAUACCAAUGUCUGGAGCUCUGUGCCAAUGAUGAGUCCACCUCUGGCCUCCCCAUCCCGGGCAGCCAGCCAGGCGACUACGCCUCCCGCUUCUUCCCUCUGUCCUCCUGGUGCUGUGGGGACGCCUGCGGGAAGCCAGCCCUCGUCUCCACGGUACCGGCCCUACACUAUCACCCACCCCUCGGGGUCUACAUCUUCUCCUGCCUCGCGAUCCUCAGGCACCUCCAUCCUGUCUAGCUCCCCAGGCCUGUUCGUCCCGGCCAGUAGCCCUCAAGCCGUGCCCACCAGCUCCUCCCGACAGAGGCUCCCUGGCACAGGACCACCUUUACUCUCCGCCUCCCCUGGUGGGAGUGCCCCCAGCAGACGGCCCUCCUCCCUAAGGAACUCUCCUAGUAUGUACGACAGUCCUUUCUCCUUCCUCUUCCUCGCACUUUCUGGGGACAGUAGUGACGAAGAUGAAGAAGAUGAUGAUGAUGAUGGUGAUGAUGAAGGUGGUGGUGGUGGUGAUGAGUUUUCUUGUGUCCAGUUUGGGUCCAGUCUGGGAGCCUCUGGUGGGGCAAGUACUUGGGAUUCCUACAGCGACCAUUUCACCAUUGAAACGUGCAAGGAGACAGACAUGCUGAACUACCUCAUCGAGUGUUUUGACCGAGUUGGAAUAGAGGAAAAAAAAGCACCAAAGAUGUGCAGCCAGCCAGCAGUCAGCCAGCUUCUGAGCAACAUCCGCUCACAGUGCAUAUCCCACACUGCAUUAGUACUCCAGGGGUCCCUCACACAGCCAAGGUCCCUGCAGCAGCCGUCCUUCCUAGUGCCGUACAUGUUGUGUAGGAACCUACCAUAUGGCUUCAUCCAGGAGCUGGUGAGAACCACUCACCAGGAUGAAGAAGUGUUCAAGCAGAUCUUUAUCCCCAUUUUACAAGGCCUGGCUCUUGCUGCCAAAGAGUGCUCCCUCGAUAGUGACUACUUUAAAUACCCCCUCAUGGCUUUAGGUGAGCUCUGUGAAACCAAGUUUGGAAAGACACACCCUGUGUGCAAUUUGGUCGCUUCUUUGCCGUUGUGGUUGCCUAAGUCUUUAAGCCCUGGCUCUGGGCGGGAGCUGCAGAGACUGUCAUACUUGGGGGCUUUCUUCAGCUUCUCCGUCUUUGCAGAAGAUGAUGCAAAAGUGGUGGAAAAAUAUUUCUCAGGGCCCGCCAUUACCCUGGAAAACACUCGAGUGGUGAGCCAGUCUCUGCAGCAUUACUUGGAGCUAGGAAGGCAAGAGCUUUUCAAGAUCCUGCAUAGUAUCUUGUUAAAUGGUGAAACCCGUGAGGCCGCUCUUAGUUACAUGGCAGCUGUUGUCAAUGCCAAUAUGAAGAAAGCACAGAUGCAGACAGACGAUAGGUUGGUGUCAACAGACGGAUUCAUGCUGAAUUUCCUUUGGGUACUGCAGCAACUUAGUACAAAGAUCAAGUUAGAGACAGUCGACCCCACGUACAUAUUCCACCCAAGGUGUCGGAUCACGCUUCCCAACGACGAGACCAGAGUGAAUGCGACGAUGGAAGAUGUGAAUGACUGGCUGGCUGAACUUUAUGGAGAUCAGCCUCCAUUUUCUGAGCCGAAAUUCCCUACGGAAUGCUUCUUUCUCACCCUGCAGGCCCACCACCUCUCAAUCCUGCCCAGCUGCCGUCGCUACAUCCGCAGACUGCGGGCCAUCCGGGAGCUCAAUAGAACUGUGGAAGAUCUGAAAAAUAAUGAAAGCCAAUGGAAAGACUCCCCACUGGCAACCAGACACCGUGAGAUGCUGAAACGCUGCAAAACUCAGCUUAAGAAACUGGUACGAUGCAAGGCCUGUGCUGAUGCUGGCUUGCUUGAUGAGAGCUUUCUGAGAAGAUGUCUGAACUUCUACGGCCUUCUCAUUCAGCUGCUGCUCCGCCUCCUGGACCCUGCCUACCCGGAUGUAACACUGCCUUUAAAUUCAGAUGUCCCCAAGGUAUUUGCAGCAUUGCCUGAGUUUUAUGUAGAAGAUGUUGCUGAAUUUUUAUUUUUUAUUGUACAAUACUCUCCUCAGGUGCUUUACGAGCCCUGCACUCAGGAUAUUGUGAUGUUCCUCGUUGUGAUGUUGUGUAACCAGAACUACAUCCGAAAUCCGUAUCUGGUGGCCAAACUGGUCGAAGUCAUGUUCAUGACCAACCCUGCUGUUCAGCCAAGGACCCAGAAGUUUUUUGAAAUGAUCGAGAACCAUCCCCUCUCCACCAAGUUGUUGGUCCCUUCCCUGAUGAAGUUUUAUACAGACGUUGAGCACACCGGCGCCACCAGUGAGUUCUACGACAAGUUCACCAUUCGCUAUCACAUUAGCACCAUCUUUAAAAGCCUUUGGCAGAACAUAGCUCACCACGGCACCUUUAUGGAGGAGUUCAAUUCUGGGAAGCAGUUUGUCCGCUAUAUAAACAUGCUGAUAAACGACACGACGUUCUUGCUCGAUGAGAGUCUGGAGUCUCUGAAGCGGAUCCACGAAGUGCAGGAAGAGAUGAAGAACAAAGAACAGUGGGACCAGCUGCCCCGGGACCAGCAGCAGGCUCGCCAGUCCCAGCUCGCUCAGGAUGAGCGUGUUUCACGCUCCUAUCUUGCCCUGGCGACAGAGACUGUGGACAUGUUCCAUAUUCUCACCAAGCAGGUCCAGAAGCCAUUCCUGAGACCCGAACUUGGACCCCGAUUGGCCGCGAUGCUAAACUUCAAUCUUCAGCAACUCUGUGGCCCGAAGUGCCGUGACCUGAAAGUUGAAAACCCCGAGAAAUAUGGCUUUGAACCAAAGAAGCUGUUGGACCAACUGACCGAUAUUUACUUGCAGCUGGACUGUGCCCGGUUCGCGAAAGCCAUCGCUGACGACCAGAGAUCCUACAGCAAAGAGUUGUUUGAAGAAGUUAUUUCAAAAAUGCGGAAGGCGGGAAUCAAAUCCACCAUAGCGAUAGAGAAGUUCAAGCUUCUGGCCGAGAAAGUAGAGGAGAUUGUGGCUAAGAAUGCACGUGCAGAAAUUGACUACAGUGACGCCCCAGAUGAGUUCAGAGACCCUCUAAUGGACACCCUGAUGACUGACCCCGUGCGACUGCCCUCCGGCACCAUCAUGGACCGCUCCAUCAUCCUGCGGCACUUGCUGAACUCCCCCACGGACCCCUUCAACCGACAGACGCUGACAGAGAGCAUGCUGGAACCAGUGCCAGAACUGAAAGAACAGAUUCACGCCUGGAUGAGAGAGAAGCAGAACAGUGAUCACUAA
Messenger RNA from Rangifer tarandus platyrhynchus (Svalbard reindeer), 4155 nucleotides. The record is from the annotation of a GenBank genome assembly. NCBI's taxonomy places the organism in Eukaryota, Metazoa, Chordata, Mammalia, Artiodactyla, Cervidae.